UCAGUACAUCGACGGCGCUCGGUUCGUGCGGUUGGCCUUUAGUCCUUCGAAUCCUGCUGCAUACAAGCAAGCAGAAUCCCUAACGGAAUCGCGUGUGUUUUUUGCCGCCAAGUGUUGCAUUCGUGCUGCAAGUGAAUCGAAGUGAUGCUGUAGACGCCAUGAGUGACUUGUGCUGAGCGAAUUUCUCGACAGGAUUUAAAAAAAAAAAAAUCAGGACAGCUCAGCCGCAGGACAUGUGCAAUUUGGAGUUUCACGAAAAAUACAAGAUUGCCAAGAAAAUGCUCUGAAAAAGACUAGCUUUAAAGGACAUAUCCGAUACGACUACUUAAUGGUUUCCGGUCAUUAAUCAACUCAAUCAAAGAAAGUAAAGCCCAUAUAUUCAAAAUGCAAUCAAACUUCUGUCAAUGCCGUAAACAAACCUGUGCGUUAAGUGUUAUUCUGCUCCUAAUCCUCAUGAGUCAACAAUGUUAUCCUCAGAGAGUAGAGGUGCCAGCUGAAGUAAUAGUUGAUCCCAAAUUUAGUUCUCCAAUUGUGAAUAUGACAGCGCCCGUGGGACGUGAUGCCUUCCUCACGUGCGUCGUUCAGGACCUGGGACCUUAUAAGGUUGCGUGGCUUCGGGUCGACACCCAAACAAUCCUAACGAUACAAAACCACGUUAUAACAAAAAACCAACGCAUUGGCAUCGCCAACUCCGAGCACAAAACAUGGACAAUGCGCAUUAAGGACAUUAAAGAGUCGGACAAAGGCUGGUACAUGUGCCAAAUCAACACGGAUCCGAUGAAAAGCCAAAUGGGCUACCUCGAUGUUGUGGUACCGCCGGAUAUCCUAGAUUAUCCUACGAGCACGGACAUGGUCGUUCGCGAGGGCAGUAACGUGACGCUCAAAUGCGCUGCUACCGGUUCGCCAGAGCCGACAAUUACAUGGCGACGCGAAAGUGGAGUGCCCAUCGAGCUGGCCACCGGAGAGGAGGUUAUGAGCAUCGAAGGCACUGAUCUAGUUAUACCGAAUGUUAGGCGUCAUCAUAUGGGAGCCUACUUGUGCAUAGCCUCCAAUGGAGUCCCUCCCUCGGUGAGCAAAAGGAUAACGCUAGUUGUGCACUUCCCGCCGAUGAUCACCGUUCAAAACCAACUAAUUGGCGCUGUAGAAGGAAAGGGUGUCACCUUGGACUGCGAAUCCGAGGCAUAUCCCAAGUCGAUCAAUUACUGGACCAGGGAACGUGGAGAGAUUGUGCCACCAGGUGGCAAAUACUCCGCGAAUGUCACGGAAAUCGGCGGCUAUCGCAAUUCGAUGCGGCUUCAUAUAAAUCCCCUCACACAGGCCGAAUUUGGAUCCUAUCGUUGCGUGGCCAAGAAUUCCCUGGGCGACACGGACGGCACAAUUAAGCUGUAUCGAAUUCCCCCGAAUGCCGUCAACUAUGUGGAGAACUUUGAGGCGCGGCACAAAGGCAAAAAGCGAACGAAAAGCUCGGAGUCGCAUCAUCCGGCCAGGGCCCAGGAGCACAGUGGCGAGGAUAUGGAAAAUCCGGGCAAAAGGAAAGCCGAUUUGAGUCUGGGUGCGGAGAGCAUUGACAGCAUUUACGGAAACUCCGCAGCUGGGAGUCGGCGGCGACAGGACCUCGGCGGAGUGCUGCUCCUACUCCUGCCAGUCGCUGUGGCAGUGGCUAUGUCACUGGCGACGGCGGGAGUGAUGCGGGAAACUCAGAUGACACUGCCGCCACAAACACUGACGCAUGUUUGACACAGACGCCGAGUUGACAUGGACAUGGAGUCAGUGCUAAAUCUGUACUUGCUGCCGCAGCCGGAGGUGGAGCUGCAGAUGGAGCUGGAGCUAGAGAUGGAGCCGAAGCUGAAGCAAGAGUCACGGUCUGUGGCAGUGCAAUGAUGAUUGAGUUUGUCAAUGCCAAACGCUGCUUGGUGCUGAUUUAUGGCUCGUUGCGGCUGCUUUUAGUUAAAGUUCGUCGACGCGAAAUUACAUAUAUCAAAUCCAGCUGUAGCCAGUAAGCAAACUAGGCUUCCUAAUUCCUAAUUCCCAAUCGCGCGAUUGUCCAGCAGUAGGAUUCUAGUUAGGAUUUCGAGUUUAGCCAGCAGAGCAACCGUUGUAAAAUAUUGCAGAUUGCACUUCAGGUACGGCACAUGUAUAUAGACGAAGUGCAAGGUUUUUGUGUAUAACUCUAGCAGGUAAAUAAAUCGGAGAAGGCAAGGCGCUAUGUAUUAUAACACUUGUAUAAACCAGAUGUUUGAUUUAUAUUUGUUAUUUUAAGUCACCAACAAGUUGGCAAACGGGAAGGGAAAUGAAUUCCAAAAGGAAUGUUGCAAGAUAUAAUUCAGUAUAUAUUAACCGGUAUACCUAACUAUAUCGCGAAACUGCAAAACAGAUUUAGAUAUCCGCCAAAAGCUUAAUGUAAAAAAAGAAAAAUAAAUUAUAAUAAGCUCAGCAGCUGGCUGUGUUUUUAAAAACUUUAACCAUUCGAAAUGUUUUGGGUCUUACUCCGCUUCGUUGCUCCAGAUAUAUUAUGAACCAAUUUAAAAUGUUUAACAAUAUUUGCCUCGUUCAACAAAAUACAUAUCAUUUAUUCAGCGAUCUAAAAUUGAAAUUAAUUUAAUGCGUUCCCUUGUAUGAUUAAACUUCAACAAACAAUCCAUUAAUUUCGUACAUUUAAAGGUAAUAUAAAAAGUAUAGGCAAGCCGUAAAUUUAAUGCGCAAAUUAAUCUCACGAUUUAGUGCGGAUAAAGCUCCAUUUAAUAUAACUAAAUGUAUAUUUCCAGACAAAAUUAAAUUGUUAAAUACAAAGUAUAUCAGUUAUGUUUAAAUCGCUAUCAUGUACACACUCACACAAAUAUAAAUAUAUAUAUAUAUAUUUAUCAAAUACCAAUAUUAACGAAUAUUUGUAAGCAUCACAUGUACAUGAGAGUGUAAGCGAAUUGCCGAAUCGACAGGUAUAUUUAUAAAAUAAACAAAAAGUUAAAGGGUUAAGUAAAACACGUCUUU
Molecule: messenger RNA, 2988 nt
Organism: Drosophila melanogaster (fruit fly)
Lineage: Eukaryota; Metazoa; Arthropoda; Insecta; Diptera; Drosophilidae
Gene: DIP-eta
Product: Dpr-interacting protein eta
Exons: 12
Coding region: 385-1737 (450 amino acids)
Cellular component (GO): plasma membrane
Source: RefSeq, marked reviewed